AUGGCGCGCGUGGGAUGUUGCGGCGCCGCCGCCGCGGGCGACCUGCUUGCGGGCGACGAUGUUGGCCAGCGGGGUGGUGAAGAGCUUGGCGAAGGCGCCGGCCAGGACGCCGACGGCGAGCUCGUCGAGCACGGGCAGGACGAGGUGUUUGGGGGUGCGGCGGGCGGCGCCGAAGCGGGCGCGCAGGCGGCGGGUGCGGAAGAACUCGUAGGCGAGGAAGAAGAGGAAGGAGUCGGCGACGGUUUUGGCGGUGUCUUGGGCGAGGCCGGUGUAGAAGCCGGCGAGGCCGUGGGUGGCGUAGAUCUUGCGGGCGGCGUCGAGGACGCCGUUGUAGGUUUCUGGGUCGUCUUCGGUGGAGGCCUCCUUGUCGGUCGUGGCGUUGGAUUCCUUUCGGUUUGUUUGCUGCUGGGUUUGCAGUCGCGCGAUGAUCAGGCUCAGUGGGUAUGUAGCUAG
Aspergillus terreus NIH2624 is the source of this 453-nucleotide messenger RNA. RefSeq lists its product as uncharacterized. The transcript has a single exon. Lineage: Eukaryota; Fungi; Ascomycota; Eurotiomycetes; Eurotiales; Aspergillaceae. The coding region runs from base 1 to 453 and encodes 150 amino acids. The record is from RefSeq and is a predicted model, not a curated record.